UGCGGCGAGAGCAGCAGGGAAGGAGGCGUGCGGCGCCCGCCCCCAGCGCGCUGCCCGGAGCCGGAGGUGCAGCCCGGCGCUAUCCCAGGCGCUAUCCCAGCUUCAUCUCGGCGCUCGCCGCAGCACCGAGCCCGCGAGGCGGCCCUUUCCUGCGCAGAGGUGGCAGCGGCAGGCGGCAUGACGGCGGAGGAGAUGAAAGCGGACGGGGCUCCCCUGGAAGGGGUGGACAUCACUCCCAAGCAGGAUGAGGGCGUCCUCAAGGUUGUCAAGAGAGAAGGCAGUGGGACAGAGUCUCCGAUGAUAGGUGAUAAGGUGACCGUCCAUUACACAGGGUGGCUUCUUGAUGGCACAAAAUUUGACUCCAGUCUGGACAGAAGAGACAAAUUCUCAUUUGACUUGGGGAAAGGUGAGGUGAUCAAAGCGUGGGACAUUGCUGUGGCCACUAUGAAGAUUGGUGAAAUCUGUCGGAUUACGUGUAAACCAGAAUAUGCCUAUGGCUCAGCUGGCAGCCCCCCAAAGAUACCUCCCAAUGCUACACUGAUUUUUGAGAUAGAACUUUUUGAGUUCAAAGGGGAGGACCUCACUGAUGAAGAAGAUGGUGGCAUCAUCCGAAGAAUCCGUAAAAAAGGGGAGGGCUACUCCAGGCCCAAUGAGGAUGCACUUGUAGAGAUCCAGUUUGAAGGCCGACACAGAGAUCGUGUUUUUGACAAGCGGGAAUUGCGGUUUGAGAUUGGAGAAGGUGAAAACUUCGACAUUCCUCAUGGUCUGGAGAAAGCAAUUCAAAAAAUGGAAAAAUCAGAGGAAUCUGUGUUCUAUCUCAAACCCAGCUAUGGUUUUGGAAGUGCUGGGAAUGAGAAAUUUAAGAUCCCUCCCGAUGCAGAGCUGCAGUAUGAAGUGAAACUCAAAAGCUUUGAAAAGGCUAAGGAGUCCUGGGAAAUGAACACAGAUGAGAAGUUGGAACAGAGCUGCAUUGUGAAGGAGAGAGGCACUCAGUACUUCAAGGAGGGGAAAUACAAGCGGGCAGCAUUACAGUAUAAGAAGAUUGUGUCAUGGCUGGAGCACGAGUCAGGACUCUCUGAGGAGGAGGAAUCAAAAGCCAAAAGCCUGAGGCUUGCUGCCCACCUUAACUUAGCUAUGUGCCAUCUCAAGCUAAAGGAAUACUCCCAGGCUUUGGAGAACUGCAACAAGGCACUUGAAUUGGAUAGCAACAAUGAAAAAGGCCUCUUCCGGCGUGGAGAAGCUCACUUGGCUGUCAAUGACUUUGAGCUGGCCCGAGCAGAUUUCCAGAAAGUGAUACAACUUUAUCCAAGUAACAAAGCUGCCAAAGUGCAACUGGUGACUUGUCAGCAAAAAAUACGGGAGCAGCAUGAGAAGGAGAAAAAGAUGUAUGCCAACAUGUUCCAAAGGCUCGCAGACAAAGACUUAAAGUCGUCUGCCACUCUUCAGACAAGCCACACUGAAGAUGCAGAAAUGAAAGAUGCGCAGAAUGGAGUUGAAGAUAAAUCAGAAGUUGAAGCAGAAGCAUAAAAAUUCCCCUAUUCCAUUAGUUUUGUAAAUGAAAGAAUUUCCAGUGAA
Catharus ustulatus (Swainson's thrush) is the source of this 1575-nucleotide messenger RNA. RefSeq names its product FKBP prolyl isomerase 4 (gene FKBP4). The coding region runs from base 178 to 1527 and encodes 449 amino acids. The transcript is spliced from 10 exons. Gene Ontology annotation, molecular function: peptidyl-prolyl cis-trans isomerase activity; protein binding. NCBI's taxonomy places the organism in Eukaryota, Metazoa, Chordata, Aves, Passeriformes, Turdidae. The record is from RefSeq and is a predicted model, not a curated record.